Messenger RNA from Schistosoma bovis, 2088 nucleotides. The record is from the annotation of a GenBank genome assembly. Lineage: Eukaryota; Metazoa; Platyhelminthes; Trematoda; Strigeidida; Schistosomatidae.
AUGGGUACUGCAAUAGAUGUCCUAGAUAUUCUCGAUCUGAAUGAAUCAAGUCCCAGAAAGUCUAUGCUUGAUAGAGAAGCCAUUCUGAGUCGUGCAGAGAAGAGGAAAAGUUCUCGCCCUAACCCACCACCAAAAAGACCCGAUCAUGUUCCUCGUGAAGUUUGGGGCUUACAUAGCACUCUUAACAAUAAUCUUCCUCCGAUUAUGCCAACUGAUAAUACACCUCUUUAUAAACAACCCAAAGCUGUGAUUGGUGUAGGGCGAGUUCGUUCUUGGCAAUGGACACCAUUUACAAAUUCCGCUAGACAAGAUAAUUUAGUCUUAUAUCAUUGGAGACGAGAAAGCGCUGAUCCAGAGGCUAAUAAAGAUUAUUAUUUUGCACGAUACAACAAGCAUGUCACUGUUCCUGAAUACACUACCGAAGAGUACGAAACAAUGCUAAAGGAUCUAAAAUGGAGUGAAGAGCGUACAGCACAUUUGAUGGAAUUAGCUAAACGUUUUGAUUUACGUUUUAUUCAUAUGAGAGAUCGAUGGGAUUGUGAAAAGUUUCCUGGACGUCCAUCUGUUGAAGAUCUCAAAGAAAGAUAUUAUGGAAUUCUAACACAAUUAGAUAAGGCUCGUGGAACAAAUCUUUCACAAGGUCUACGAUAUGAUGCAGCACAUGAACGUCGACGUAAACAACAAUUAAGUUUACUUUAUGGUCGUACAAAAGAUCAAGUUGAAGAAGAACAACGUUUAAUUAUGGAAUUGCGUAAAAUUGAAGCUAGACGUAAAGAACGUGAACGUAAAAAACAAGAUUUACAAAAACUUAUCUCAUUGGCUGACAGUGUAACUCGGGAAUGUGAAUUAUCUGAGCAUACAGGUUAUGAGACGAAUACAGAUGAUACAAAUUCUUGGCUUACAUCUACACACUCGUCUGUUGGCGGUGGUUUAUCAUCUUCCAAUAAUUCAUUGUUAACAUCAACAACACUAACAGGAAAUACUGGAUUACAACGUAAACGACCAAGUGGUGUUAGUGGUUUGAAUGCUAGUAAUAACAAUAUUGGCAAUAUUACAUCAUCAUCUAGUCAGUUAAUUGGAAAUACAAAUUCACUCAUCAAUACAGAUUCUAGUUGUACUAAUUUAACAGGUCUAGGAGUAGCUGGUGGUGCUAAUACUGGAGCAUCGAUAUCCUCCGGAGAUAUUUGUGCUUCGUUAAAUUCUGCCUCGAAUACAGCUAAUACUGCACUAAAUACACAAUAUUCAAUAAACUUUUUGGAUGUUAGCAAAAAUCCCGGUGCUCAUCUACGUAGUCAAAAGAUGAAAUUACCCAGUAAUUUAGGACAGAAAAAGACAAGAAUCAUUGAAAACUUCUUAGGUCAUUUACAAAUUGAUCCUAAUCCACCGGCAACGGCAGAAAUUGUUGAAGCGUAUAAUGGUUUACGUUCAAAAAUUCUACUUUUAUUCGAUUUACGUCUAGCUCUAUUAAAUUGUGACUUGGAACUACACUCAGCUCGGCUACGACUAGAAACAUUUGCUCCUAAUAAACCAUUACCUUGUGGACUUGCUAGUCUUCCAAAUCCUAGUAUAUCCGAAUCACCUGAAGAUUCUUAUUAUAAUUUGAUAGAUCCAUUGAUUUUAUCAGCACUUCGUGUAGCCGACUCAAAACGUCCAAUUCUACCGCGUCAUUCACUUGGAGUUGCUGGUACAUUGGCUGCGGCUGCUGGAAGUUUAGGUAUGCAUAAUAUGACUAGCGGAAGUAGUGGUAUUCCACCUAUGAAUACAACAAUGGAGAAAUCAGAUACAAAACAAUGUCGAUUGAACUCAUCGUCUAUUGUAAAUUCUUCAGAUAAUGGACAGUAUAAUUCUAGUGGAUUAACAACUACUCGAUCAUCUCCAGCAUUGUCAGGAGGUGGUGGAGGCACUGGAAAUCUAGACUCGGAUAAUUCAUCAUCAGCCGGAGAUGGUAUCGGUAGUUCACAACGUCGUAGAAGAGCAGCAGCUUUAGAACAAGGACGUGUUUUAAAGAAACUUAAAAUUAAAGGACAACUUGUUGAUUGAAACUGUUAUUUAUGGAGAAACAAACAAAAAUUCUUUGUUGUGUAUGUG